GAGUGAGAGAGAGACGUGCGCGCUCCCGCUCGGUCGAGUUCACACGCCUUGCGCGCUCCCGCUCAGUCUCGGGUUCACACGCUCGCGUUGAGACGCAGCAGCCAAAAGGAGCUUCUUCUCCUCCUUCUUCUUCUCCUUCUUCUUUUUUUCUCACGGCGUUCAUUUUGGAAAGGCGGAUUUUCCCCCCGACGGUCAGAUUAAACCUACUUUAAAAAAAAAAAAAGAACCCCAGAUAAUAUAUAAAUAUAUAAAUAUAAAUAUAGAGGUGAAAACGCAUAUGUGCAUGAACAGGGAAGGGGACGCGCAGGAUGGUUCGGGAAACCAGACACCUCUGGGUGGGAAAUUUACCCGAACACGUUCGAGAAGAAAAAAUUGUCGAAUAUUUUAAACGGUAUGGACGUGUGGAGAGCGUUAAAGUUCUCCGUAAGCGAGGUUCGGAAGGCGGCGUGGCGGCUUUCGUGGAUUUCGUCGACAUCAAAAGCGCCCAGAAGGCUCACAACGCAGUCAACAAAAUGGGCGACAGAGACCUUCGCACUGAUUACAACGAGCCCGGCUCGGUGCCCAACUCCGUCCGGGGCCUGGACGACAACCCGCCGUCUAGCAGUCACACGAGGGACGUUGCGAGUUUCUCGAGAGCUGCUGUGGGUCCCGUUUAUGGACCCCCGGUGUCUCUUCACACCAGAGAGGGACGCUAUGAGCGCAGAAUAGACGGCAGUUCAGACAGUCGGGAUCGAGCAUACGAGCACAAUCCGUACGGACACCACGAACGCAGUGGCACUUUCGAUAGGCCGCGGCACUACAACACGGACUAUUACCGAGACCGCGCCAUUUUUGCGUCUGGAGUCGGGGCCAGCCCUGCAGUUAGCGCGAUUAGCGGGGGUUUCGACACCCCGGAAUCUCAUUUCGAGUCUCGAAUCCGUGAUCCCUUCACUUUGUCUGGUUCUGCACGGCGGGAUCCUUACCGCGACGACAGGGGGCGGCGCGUCGAUCGGACUUACCAUCAUCGCCGGAGUCGAUCUUCUCAUUCCUCGCAAUCGCGGCACCCUUCUCCGCAAAGGACCACGGGACAGACCCCCAAAGCCCCCCAUUCCCCCAAAAGAGCUCCUGUUUCUCCAGGCAGAGGUCCGCGUUCACGUUCCCGAAGCCGAUCUUCCAGCUCGGAUUCAGUCAGUAGCACCAGCAGUACCGGAAGCGGCAGUGACUCCAACAGCAGUUCUAGUGAGGGGUCUCGAGCGCGCUCGGUUCAGUCCGCAGCCACUCACCCGCCUCCGGCUCCUCCUCCACUUUCUCUGGACUGUGAUGAGCCACGUAGGAGUUUUGGCAUCAGGGUGCAGAACCUCCCUGUACGAUCCACAGACACGAGUCUGAAAGAUGGACUUUUCCACGAGUUUAAGAAGUACGGCAAGGUGACGUCAGUGCAGAUACACGGAGCCUCGGAGGAGCGGUACGGCUUGGUGUUCUUCAGACAGCAAGAAGACCAGGAGAAAGCCCUCAGCGUGUCCAAAGGAAAGCUUUUCUUUGGAAUGCUGAUCGAAGUGACUGCUUGGAACGGCCCUGAGACGGAAAGUGAGAACGAGUUCCGGCCGUUGGACGGACGGAUAGAUGAGUUUCACCCAAAGGCAACCAGAACCUUGUUUAUCGGAAAUCUGGAGAAAACGACUAACUACCAGCAGCUGCUUGAUGUUUUUCAGCGCUUUGGAGAGAUAGUGGAUAUCGAUAUUAAGAGGGUUAACGGUGUCCCUCAGUACGCCUUUGUGCAAUACUCCGACAUAGCUAGUGUGUGUAAAGCUAUUAAGAAAAUGGACGGAGAAUACCUAGGCGCCAACCGACUCAAGCUUGGUUUUGGGAAGAGUAUGCCUACGACCUGCGUGUGGUUAGAUGGUCUGUCCUCUAACAUCACAGAGCAGUACCUUACACGACACUUCUGUCGCUAUGGACAUGUAGUGAAGGUUGUGUUUGACAGAUUGAAAGGGAUGGCCCUGAUUCUAUACAACAACACAGAUUUUGCGCAAGCUGCUGUGAGAGAGACCAAAGGAUGGAAGAUUGGCGGCAACAAAAUUAAGGUUGAUUUCGCCAGUCAGGAGAGCCAAGUGGCGUUCUAUCGCUCUAUGCAGGCGUCGGGGCAGGAUAUGCGUGACUUCUAUGAAAUACCCUCUGAAAGAAGGGACGACCGAAGACCUUCGUAUCAUGAAUUCUCAGCGGAGAGAGCGUACUAUGAGAAUGUUCGGGCACCGGGAAUCUAUGCCGACGAUCCACGGCGAGACUAUCCCGCUCGCAGCCGCGAGCGCUAUCCGGAACUAGACCAUUACCAAGGUGACCACUACGACCCACGCUAUCAUGAAGAUCCUCGUGAAUACAGAGAUUACCGUGACCCCUUUGAACAGGAUAUCAGAAAGUAUAGCUACAUCCAGCGGGAACGUGAGCGGGAACGUGAACGUUUUGAGGCCGACCGCAACAGAUGGAGCCCGUCCCAUCCGCGCCGACCCAUAACCCCUUCCGCCUCUCCUUCGCCAUCUGACCGCGUCUCGAGGGAAGCAGAGCGACGCGUGUACAGGCACUCGUCUGAGAGAAGUGGAAGCUGCAGCUCCUUAUCGCCUACUCCUCAGUUUGAAAAGUCUGAAAAGUCUCCAGUGGAUUAUAAAACGGAGAAUCUGGACAGAGAAAUGGAGCAGGCCGAGGCUGAUCGCGCAAGUGGGACAGAAAAGAGCAAGCGCGGCAGGCGCAAGGAAAAAGCAGACCGAGAGAAGGGCGAGAAAACAAAAUCAAGAAGGGGGAAAGUGCAGUCUCCUAGCGUACCUUAUUCUGAAGCGGACAGGGAGCCCAGCCUGGAUUCGAAUUCUGGAAAAAUGAAAGGUUCAGAUGUGGAGAGCUCAGAGAGGCAGAGGCACAAAGCUGAGGGCGAACCCUCCCCUUCUGAUCCGCUGUCUCGUCUCGAGUCGCAAAAAGAAAGGGUCGACGGUGCUAAAAUCGAUUCAGCGGAUCGGGAUAACAAAGGGAGAUCAAAGAAACACCUCAAAUCAGAACUUGGAAACGAAGGGAAAGAUUCCCUUUUGGAUUCCGACAGGCUUGCGGCACGAAAAAGGCGCUUUGGCGAUCCCAGCGGGAAAGCCGUAAAACAGAAGAGAGGUCGCGUUGAGGAUGAGCAGAGCGCAGGGGUUAAUCAGCCUGCAGAUUUCGGGGCGUCUUAUUCAAAGGAAGGAGAAAGCGAUGUGAAAACGUUAGAAAAAGAGGCACAGAAGAGAGAACAUUCUAAGUCUAAAUCGGAGAGGAUGGCGUCUCAUUUUAGGGACGAAUUAGAUCAACGAGCCGAAUCCCAAAACUCAUCUGGACGGCAAGAAGAGCAUUCCGAGACUAACGCGGAGUCUGUAGACUCAAAAUCUCAGUCCGGACCAAGCGCGCCAAGGCGGUUCUCCAACGACGGAACCCCGGAGAAAGAUAACAAAGGCAGGGAAGAGUAUUUGGAUAUAGAUCUUUCUCAGAGUUAUCGAAAGCAAAUGGAGCAGAAUCGUAAACUUCGCCAGCAGCUCCAAGAGCCUGACAAAACAGGAAAACCAGAAACUCCUCAGUGCGUAGACACGGAAGAUUUAGAACACCGUAGCUUGGUGCACGAGGUAGGCAAGCCACCGCAGGAUGUCACUGAUAACUCUCCACCGAGUAAAAGCAAGAAACAAGAUCACUUGGACGUGGAGGUUGGUACCAAAAGGGAACGGGUAUACCGAAUUUUCCGGCCAAAGAGUGAAGAGUCAGAGUGGAGCACAAACUCGCCCAGAUUUAAUGCCUCUCAACCUGGAGAGGAAGAAUAUACAGAUGUUCCCCAACUAAUUACUGUGAAAGAAGUAAAAGAACAACCUAAACAGGAAGACAGUUCUCACCAGGACAUGGAGCUGACGGUUAAACGUGUCCAUACCUCGCAGGUGUCCAAGCUGAGCACGUCCCUACACGAUGAGCAGAGACGUUGGGAAAGUCGCCUGAAGCAGGACUUGUUGCCUGACUUUUCAAGGACCUCAGAAAAAAGACGCCUCAAUCGAUCGUAUUUGGAAUAUAGACUUUGGCCCGAUUUAGAGCCCGGUGAGGUACGCUCUGACUCUGAAGAAGACAGAGAACACAAACCGAACUCUCCCAUGCCCUCAACCUCAAUGUCCUUCCCCGAACGGCACCGUGGAGACAGAUUACCGGAAUCCAAACUAACCGGCUCGCUGGAAAGGAACAAGUUUUGUUCGUUUGCGCUUGACCAGACAAUUACACCAGACACUAAAGCGUUGCUGGAGCGCGCAAAGUCGUUAUCCUCUUCGAGGGAAGACAACUGGUCUUUUCUGGACAGCGAUUCUCAUUUCGCCAGUUUCAGAAGCAGAAAAGAUACAGAAAAGGUAGAAUCAACACCCCGGCCAACUCCCUCGUGGUACAUGAAGAAGAAGAAAAUACGAAGCGAGUCCGAGGAUAAACUAGAUGACCGAAAGGAAGAUCCUAAACCGGAAGAACAAGAACGACGAGAGCUCUUUGCCUCUCGGUUUCUUCACAGUUCUAUCUUCGAGCAAGACUCGAGGCGCCUCCAGCAUCUUGAAAGAAAGCAUGAAGACCCUGAACAUGGUAUGGGCUUUCCAGCUAACCAGCAAGGCCAAAUUGAAGGGCAGCCUGAUUCUGAACCAGUGGUCCUCUUCCAUGAUCGCUUUUUAGAGUUGACGAGACUGCAGCAACAGAAGGGGAAAGAGCAGUCUCAGCAAGAAUCCAAGAAAGAGGAAGGUGUUGAUGCACAAGUCAGUGAUAAGACACAGGAGGAAGAGCAGCGCACUGCUGUUGAACCAGCCGAGAUGAAACCAGCCGAGAUUAAACCAGUCAGCCCUGUACAAGCCCCUCAGUCAAGCCCUGUGCAAACCAUACAACCCCUUCCUGCUCAAGAAACUCAGAAAUCACCACCAGUUGUCAUAACAGCUAAGGAGACGUCACCACAGCGGGAAGUUUGUAACGUAGAAGCAUCUUCGCCUAAACAACUCAGUCUUUCAGUGAAAGAAGAAGAAAAACAGCCCGAACAGCCAUUAGUCUCCCCCACAAAUCCGUCGCCUCAAGACCCCCUUGAGGUAAAUAGAUGUGAAUCGCAGGACUCAAAGCCUUUAGUGAAUGAAAUUAAAACAAGUCCUAAUAAAGAGUUGGAACUGACCAGUGACAGAGAUGUUGAGCAGUGCUCCAGUAGCGAGACGCAGACCACUGAGACUCAAGUUAGCUAUGAACCAAAAUCUGAGCCACAAACUGAGCUCCCUGAAUUACAGAAUCCUCCCUCUCCCAUGAUUGUAGAUGAAGAUAAAGGAAGAUUAGAGAAACCGGAGCCCGUAGCUAUGGAAGUUGAACCUCCUGCCAAAGAAACCGAGUCGAAAGGUAUGGAUAGUUAUACAGUGGAGGAACCGAUCUCUCCUCCUCCAAGGUCCAGAAACAAGAAGAGCAAGACCUCGCCUACAACACCAGUAGCCCCUUUGACCCCAUCAAACACACCAGAUAAACAAAGUACUCGUAAAAGUGAACGCAUUGAUAGAGAAAAGCUUAAACGCUCGUCUUCUCCAAGAGUGGAGUCAUCUAAAGCAACUUCGGAUGCCAAGUCGACUGGCAAGUCACCCAUCCAUAGCCCUGAGACUGAACAAAGCGUAGAACAAAACAUUCCCCCUGUGAGAGCGAGGCGUAGAAAUGUACGUUCUGUGUAUGCCACCCCAGUAGAAGAUGAAUCUACACCACAAACUGGAAAGGAUGUGGAGUCGCCGCGUGGGGCACGCAAGCGAGGUGCAGACAAAGACGCUGGGCAACAGCAACCAGAACCGGAGAGCCUCCCCGUAAUGACAACUGCACGGCGGGGGCGUCCGCCUAAGAAUCGGCGCCAAGGAGAGGAUUUUUCGGCUGGGAAGAACGAGCGGUCAAAAUUACCUGAGGCUAAGGACUUUGAGAUCAAUGAACCUGGAAACAAUGAAACUGUCACCAAAGUAGGCAAAGGCAGACAUUCCCCCUACUUAAACAAAGCUGCAAAUCAAGGUACCGGAUCUGGACUAGCGAAAAAAGGAGAAAAAAUGGAUAAGGCGUCUGAUACUGUAAGUCCUGCUGAGAUGGACGUGAAUUCCCAGGACAGCAGUGGCCAGCAUGACGGUGGUCCUUCAGCGACAAAUGAGCCAAAGGAGGAGCAUAAACCACAAAGCAUUUCAGAAACAAAACAAGAGAAAGACAGAAUUACUCAGGCAGAAAACGCAAGUCAAGAUAAACUCGGUGAAUCUGUUCAGGAGCAGUCACUUUUGGACAAAAGUGUGAGAACAAAAACUACUAGAAUAACUUGUAGUCCAAAGAUAAUGUCAGAGGAUAAAUCUCUUGUUCUCAAAAAUCUCAGAAUCAGGCUUGAUGUAACGGAAGUAAAGGCGAUGCUGCAAACUGGCGAGGACGAUUCGGGGCAUGACGACAGUCCUAAAAAUGUUGUGCCAGAUACGUCGCCCAAAGAGCAAGUCAUAGAUCCUAGAUUAGAAAAGGAGAUCAUAGAGGAAGAUGGUAAUACUAAAGAGUCUGUAACAACACCCCCAAAGGUCAAGGAUCCCCAUGAGGCAUUGUUAUCCCGCCAGAUGGAGCUCGAACAAGCUGUGGAGAACAUUGCCAAGCUCACAGAAGACCCGGCUCCUCUUCAGUUCAAGAACUCGACCGAAUCCCAAGCCCCUUUAUCUGAACUUGUAGAGGGACGCGAGGAAGACAAGCCUGCCAAUCCUGCUAGUGAGACGGAACUUGCCGCCGCUAUCGAUUCCAUCACAUCUGAAGACACGUCUUGCAGUUUGCCACAAGAUCAAGUCAUAAACACUGUCGUAGAUCCAGACCCAGAUAUUCAAACUCUAGUCCCAGAUGCCAAAGUUAUUGAAGGCAGCAACACGGCCACUGUCCAAAAGGACGCUUCAAACAUAGGGACACCAAGAAAAGGGAGUAAAGGAAGACCAAAAUCCCAGAAGAGAGUCAAAGGCCAAAAGGCUGCUGCAAGCAAAAAGGAAGUCAUCAAAGAGGUGGUGGUGGAACCUGAGAAUCUUUCGGUCAAGUCCUCGGAAUCCGUAUCCCCAGAAACACCGGCAGUCGCAGAAGUUCCACCCACAGCGGCUGCUGCUGCUGUAAUUGCCCCCUUAUCGAAGCAAGAUUGCAGUGUACCUGCUAAUAUCGUCCCUGAAGGCCCUAAAGUGAUUGAGAGUGCUCUUAAAGAGCAGCCUGACUUGUCAAAAUCAUCUAGUCCAGCAGCAAGCAAAAGCCCAACAUCAGUGAGGCCUCAGCUUAAUCCUUAUGAGUGUACAUCUCCCUCUCUUUCCCCCACAAGUAUUUGCCUCAAAUCUUCACAUCCAAGCAGAGUUUCCCUUUCCCCCACAGACCGAUUGAAUCAGCCAAAAGAGACGGCAGUAGUCUCCCCUUCAGCCACUCCCGCGCCUCCUUUAGAGAACCCGACAUUGCUGUCCGAUUCUUUUGCCCACGAUAGUAACACGAGCGAUCUGCGUAAAAUUCUCGCAAAACCAAGAGGUAUUCCGAUCUCGGAGGUCAGCGCUGCUUCUGGAAGCACGCAUACGAGGGAGAGCGAUGUCAAGAGUGCGCUGCAUGAAAACAGGCAAUCUUCUAUUCCAGCUCAGCCAGUAGUUCGGCAGCCAGCAUCGUUACCGUCCACAGAGACAAAGCAAGUCUUUAAUGAGAAAUCUGUGAUUUCCGUUAUUGCUUCCACUGCCACCUCGGUCAUCAGUCGAGUUUGCAACCCCCCUGAAUCUGAGGAGAAACCUGGUCUUCCACUGUCUAACCCAUUUGUGGAAAAGCAGCCGCCGAAACAGAUGUACCAGACCAGCAUGGAGGAAAGUAGCACUUAUCACGGACCACCCGUUGGAGAGGAGGGUGGGAACGCGGGUCGCUAUAUAGUGGAGAGCACAUCCCUGAGUACAGGUCCCACUACUGGUCUCAGGGUGAACACCUCUGAGGGCGUGGUAGUGCUGAGUCACUCGGGACAGAAGAUAGAGGGACGACAACGGAUCAGUGCCAAAAUCAGUCAAAUUCCACCUCCUAGUGCGGUGGACAUAGAAUCUCAGCAGCUGGUGACGAUGCCUCAGAUCAAACAGGAACAUUACAGUGGAGCCCAAAGAGAUGCGCCUAAGGGUUCAGUACCUCCAGCGGACCACGGCCAUUCUCUGAAGUCGCAGACAAAUGUUUCUAUUAAGCAUGAAUCUGGACCGGACAAAUUAGACCCGUACCCUCCGGUGCAAAGCGGGGUUGUGAAAAGAUUACAGCAGACACCUGGCCCGUCACAAGUAAUGGGUUUCCAUCACUCGGAAUACACAAUGCUGAUGAAGCAUCAAAAGAAAGGAGAAGGAAGCGAACCUCUUAAUGUGGAAAAUGUGAAAUCUCCCUGGGUGUCUACGAUAAGUCCCGCCAUAAGUCCUCACCUUCCCUCUACAGGUGGCAAUCAUGUUGGGUUCAUACCAGGCACGCCUACGGAUAGAGCCCCUUCGCAUAUUCAGACCAAACAGGAACCCCGCUCGCCACGGAAAUCCGGUCACCCCCAUUCUCCCUUUGCCAAAGUGUCUUCUCCUAUUGGCUCUUCAUCUCCUAAAGGCGUGUCUAUGGUCUUACCAACUGGUUUACCUGCCAUGUCUCAGUACGUCCCCAGCGUGCACCACUCUGAACAGUCAGUCAUCAUGCCUCCUCACAGUACGCACGGCAGUCUUGGCAGAAUGUCGCCUCACCGUGUGGGCCAGGCCAUUUCCAUGGGUCACCUGUCUCAGGGAGAUGUAAGAGUCAACACGCCUCCACUAUCGGUGAUGAACUACGGAAUUCACUCUGAAAACCUCACUUCGUCUUGGGCGCCUGGUCAGCAGCGCCCCACGUCUCCUCAGGCUGUCGGGAACAGAGAGAUGGUCCUCAAAGUCAACCCGGCCAGUGCAAGAGGUCACGAAGCAAGCGAGGAGGAGGCAGCAAGGCGCUUUCAUCAAGCGCUUGGCAGGACAACGGCGACUCAACUCAAACCGGAGUCGUUACCGCCAGAAUACCGUGGCGCACUUCACAGCGGACUGCCAAUGGAGCGGUUUAACAUGCAAACAAGAGACGUGCGGAUGCUGAUGUACCACACGCAGGGGGAGCGUCCGGCUGCCGAGCUGCACCAGGGGCAUAUAGCGGAGGCCGUCCCUCCCACCUCGACCCCGACCAGCAUUACAGCCUCGCUCUCUCCACGGGCACACCUCUUGCAGAAAGGUGUGUCCGACAAGGAUGCCCUGAAGCAGUCUGAAAUAAAGAGGGCCACGCCGCCCCCUGGGAAAGACGGAAUGCUGGGAAUCCGUGGUGCGAUGCCUCCCGUGCCCUCUCCUAAGCGAGUACAGCUGAUCACCUCAGGGACCGUGCCAUCCUUUUCGGAGUAUUCGAACAUGUACACCAACGUGCGACACUUGCACACGCAUAUUACCGAAAAUUCACCUGUGGGGAUCAGCCAACCUCCUCGCAACAUCACUCCAUCACAGGUUGCUCCAGAAUCUGAACACAGUCAGGCUCAGACUGAUAGUCAAGUGGAGCAUGUUGGACACCAGCAAAUCAACAUGGUACAGCUUCUCACGAGGUAUCCUAUCGUGUGGCAAGGCUUGCUGGCGUUGAAAAAUGAAACUGCUGCUGUCCAGUUGCAUUUUGUUUGUGGAAACAAGUCUCUUGGCCUGCGCUCGCUUCCCAUCCCGGAGACCGGACCUCCUCUGCGUAUCGUCCAGAGGAUGAGAUUAGAAACACAACAGCUUGAAGGAGUCGCUCGCAGAAUGACCGGUGAGAGUGAAUUCUGCCUCCUGCUCGCCAUGCCUUGCGGUCUGAAUCAGGAAGACGUCGUGACGCAGACACAAGUGCUCAAAUCAGCCUUCAUUAACUAUCUGAAGGCCAAACUGGCCGCAGGCAUCAUCAACGUCCCCAAUCCUGGCUCCAAUCAGCCUGCCUACGUGUUGCAGAUCUUCCCUCCGUGCGAGUUUUCAGAAUCUCACCUUUCACGGCUCGCUCCCGACCUCAUCAACCAGAUCUCCAGCAUUUCGCCUCACCUCAUGAUCGUCAUCACGUCGGUGUGAUCCUGCGGCGUCCUUUAAAACCUGGACUCGUUUAAACCUCGAUGUCACGGACACGUUUGCGCUCUCGGACUUGAUGGAGCUCAGGAGAAACCCGUGGUGUUUGGAAUCCUCCUACAUAUCAGUGUGUGCAGCACCACUCCACAUUAUCUCCCAUUUCACUUUUCUCUGCUGUAUGUGUAUUUAUUGGUGGUUUUUUUUUUUUUUUUUUUUUUUUUUUUUUUUUAAACUCAUGGAAAUUCUUUGGGAAAUCAGGAUGUUUUUCUUUCUUUCUUUCUCUUUUUUUUUUUUUUUUUUUUUUUGAAGAAUGAGACAAAAGAUGAGUGACGCAAAUUGGACGCUUUUUUUUUUUAUUAUUAUUUCUUCGCUGAUUCAGAUUUUUUUUUUUUUUUUUUUUUUUUUUUAAAAAGAUGGAGAAUACAAACCGUUGUGUAACAGACUAAUGUAUUUUUUAAAUAAUCCUGCACGCCAUUUAUCGGUCAGGAGAAAUAACGUUGUACAUUUCAGAGGAUCGACUCAUCAUCCUUGCUUUGUCACUUUUUGUCACUCACUUUGCUAAUCCACGUUAGCGUAGGCUCAAACGCCGGCUCUUGGAGUUUUGUGAUUGCGGGACUGUAAAUAUUUUAAAUAUUUAAAAAAAAAAAAAUGAAAAAAAAAAAAAAACAUUGGCGAAAAUGGCUUAAACCCCAGGAGAGUUGCCCCUUUUUAUUUUCAACCUUGGAACUGACUCCGGAAAUCUUCACGGGGACGAGACGAGCGGAAAAGAACAUCAGCGUAAAUGUUUGUGAUGUAAAUAUUGAAGACUUUGGGCUGGCAGCUUUUGAGGGUUUGUUUUGCGGGCACUUCAAAUUUUCUUACUCAAAUAAAAAAAAAAAAAUCCAGAAAACUUGAAUAUAACAGUCAUAUUCUUUCUCUCUCUCUCUCUCUCUCUCUCUCUCUUUCACUCUCUUUCUCUCUCUGUCAUUUCAUCAUUUGUGUUCAUUGAUCUUGAGAUCAUGAGAAAAUCAUUUUGUGUAAAAAUAAAUGUCUCUAACCAAACUGAAA
Pangasianodon hypophthalmus (striped catfish) is the source of this 11102-nucleotide messenger RNA. RefSeq names its product msx2-interacting protein. Gene Ontology annotation, biological process: regulation of transcription by RNA polymerase II. The record is from RefSeq and is a predicted model, not a curated record. Gene Ontology annotation, cellular component: nucleus. Gene Ontology annotation, molecular function: mRNA binding. NCBI's taxonomy places the organism in Eukaryota, Metazoa, Chordata, Actinopteri, Siluriformes, Pangasiidae. The transcript has 15 exons. The coding region runs from base 309 to 10061 and encodes 3250 amino acids.